UUCAGGAAUCGGGCCCAUGUGAUCCGUGUCGUCACGAGGUGGAACUGUAAAUUUUUACCAACACUGUUUCUACACGGACUACAGAUGUGGUGCACUAUGCGUCAACGAGAUGUUUUGAUUGAUAGUUGCUACUGUCAAAAUUUAGGAAUCAUCGAGUAAUAACGACACCUGUACACCAGUGCAUAACAUAGCAAGACCUACGCGAGUAGUUAAUUAUAUUUUUUCUACAUUUUCACUCCAGCACGUACACCCAGGCGACUAAAUAACUAUAUAAAGGCUAAGGAUGUUUACCUCACAGACCUCAUCCUUCCAAGAUUCAAUUGACGUGGAAGAAAGAGAUGGCGAUUACGACAACGACGAUAUUGGGAUUGGCCAACGAAUACAACAGAUCAACUGCUAUUAUUCUAUUUAUUUCUACCAAAGCACUAGAUCUGAGGCAGCAGAAGAGAAUGUGGCCUGGUCACAAAGAAGAGCUGAUUCGACUACGUGUCAGGAUGACUUUAGCCUCACCCUGCUGGACAGCAGCCUGCCUCCAGAGGCAGAGCCCCAGCUGCGAUGCUACAUCUCCCGCAGGUUGAGCAAGGGAGCCCUGCUGGGGGGCAUGGGCAACAUCGCCACCGUGGAGCUCAGCAUUCCAGAACAAUCGGUGGGCUGCUAUUGUUGCCUUCUGGAACAGGAAUCCUCUCCUGACCAGUCAGAGGACGGCAAUGGCUGGGUCAUCUGCUUCCUGGGAGGUUCUGAGAAGGGCCUGAAUCUCUUUCGGCUAGAGCUUGACAAGUAUGUGCAGGCACUCCAAGGCAGCUUGACCCCAGAGAUGGAGAAUCUGGAGUCGGAGAUCAAGCCGUACCUGUGCCUUUGGUACGAGGAGUCUGUCAUGCACAUCCACCGGGUGGUGCAGCUGCUCCAGAACAGCGUCUGCUUCCUCUUGCACGCGGCUUUGAGUCAUACGCCUGUGGUGGUGAAUGGAUCAGAUGAGAGGACCAAGACUGAUGUAGCCAGGUUCAUCAAAGCAGCCAGUCUGCAGGGCCUGGUGCAGGAGGACAGUGCCACAGCCACCCUGUGCAAAGCCCUGUCUGAGGACGCCCCGACGGACCUGCUCAUCGACUGCUCAACCAGCCCGCCCACAUUCACCAACGCAGUCAGUAACCGCUUCUGUGAGGACUGGAUCCAGGCUUUCCUGAACGGUGCUGAGAGGAGCAACCCUUUCCUCUUGAGGCAGAUCCUGGAGAACUUCAAGCUCAAGGCCAUCCAGGAUAUGAACAACCUGAAGCGCUUCAUCCGGCAGGCGGAGAUGAGCCACUACGCCCUGUUCCGCUGUGGCCAAUUCCUGCGUAGCUGUGGCAACGGGGAUGUGCUGCUGCAGAACGCUCGUGCGGAACACAGCGGCCUGACGGAGGCUUGUGGAAUCAUCCUGGUACUGGAGGAGUUCCUUAGCGAACCCCCGCUGGUGCCCGCCGCACUACGCUGACCACACACACACACACACACACACACAC
Molecule: messenger RNA, 1496 nt
Organism: Engraulis encrasicolus (European anchovy)
Lineage: Eukaryota; Metazoa; Chordata; Actinopteri; Clupeiformes; Engraulidae
Gene: c2h17orf75
Product: chromosome 2 C17orf75 homolog
Exons: 10
Coding region: 284-1468 (394 amino acids)
Cellular component (GO): trans-Golgi network
Source: RefSeq, a predicted model, not a curated record